AUGGUCAUGCAUUCUAUUAACAUUUUCUACAAGACAUCUGGCAUGAAAGUGAAUCUUGAAAAGUCUAAAGCUUUUUGUUCUAAAAAUGUGACUGCUCGUAGAAGAGAUAUUUUUACUAGUGUUUCUUCAAUACGUUUUGCUUUGGACUUAGGAAGAUAUCUUGGAGUUAACCUUAAUCAUUCCCGUACCAAUAGGGCUUUUUUUUAUUCGGUGAUUGAAAAGUUCCUUUGGAAUGGUCAAGUUGAUGGUAGAGGUCUUUCUCUUAUUAAUUGGAGGACCGACAAGCCUUGGGUUGCACUAUUGAGGGCGAAGUAUCUGAGGAAUGAGGGAGUUUUAGAUGGCCCUGUCCCUUGCAACGCUUCUCAUGUUUGGAAGAGUAUCUUAAAGGCUUUUGGUGCUCUUAAGGAUGCCUUCUCUUGUUCGAGUUGGUCGUGGGGUGUGGCAUCUUCUAGACUCUUCUCAGUUAGGAGUGGGUACAGUUGGCUAUCUAAAAGAAAGUUUGACUGGAAUGAGCAUGAUAAUUGGUUGUGGGUAUGGCGACUGCAUAUUCCUGAGAAGUACAAGUUCUUGAUUUGGCUCAGUCUUCAUAAUGUUAUUCCUAUGGCAGAGUUUCGUUUGGGUCAUGACUUAGCUUUAUCUAGCACCUGUCAUCGAUGUCAGAAUGGUUCUGAAUCCCUUCUUCAUUGUCUUCAGGAGUGUCCUAGUGCCAAGGAGGUCUGGAACCUUUUAGACCUGUAUUCAGAUAACUCAGAUUUACGUGAUUGGCUCUAUAGAGGUGCAAGGAAUAGAGAUGUUUUUCUUUUUUUUUUCGACCAUCUGGUAGAUUUGGAGAAGCAGGAAUCAUGA
Molecule: messenger RNA, 846 nt
Organism: Arachis stenosperma
Lineage: Eukaryota; Viridiplantae; Streptophyta; Magnoliopsida; Fabales; Fabaceae
Exons: 4
Coding region: 1-846 (281 amino acids)
Source: RefSeq, a predicted model, not a curated record